AUGGCUAAGUAUUCCCGCAAUCUAAGCGGCGAGCAAUCAUUUGAAACCAUAGUAAUGGCGUGGGGUGUAUUAAUUUAUAUCCAGGCAGCGCUGGGAGGUUCACUCUGGUCGAGCUUGGGACCACCGACUGCCGAGACACCAUCAUCGACUACACUAAUGCCGGAGCCGCCAUUGGCCGUCGACACCCUCAGCGGAUCACUGUCCGAAUUCAUACCGGUUAAAUUAUGUCUGGGACUGCAUGAUGUGUUCAUCGCACUGUUUCUGGUUAUGCUUAUAUUAUUAACCAUUUUUGGAAAUGUGCUGGUUGUUCUAUCAGUAUUUGUUUAUAAACGAAUGCGGACAUUUACCAAUAUUCUAUUGACAUCUUUGGCAACUGCAGAUCUUCUUGUGGGACUUGUCGUAAUGCCAAUGUCAUUGCUAGACCUCCUGCAUAACCAUAGAUGGCCUCUUGGGAGAUUCCUAUGCCGAAUGUGGGCAACUUCUGACGUCCUUCUCUGCACAGCAAGCAUUUUAAAUCUUUGCAUUAUCAGUUUGGAUCGCUAUUUCGCAAUUACUUCACCUCUGAAAUAUCCGCGCACUAGAUCUCGAAAAAUGGCUGCCGGCCUGCUUUCUUCAGUGUGGCUGCUUUCGUUCAUCGUGUGCAGCCCACCAUGGAUAAUUCCUAGCUGGAAUCUAUUCACCGAUGCUCAAUUUAAGGCAAAUGAUACAAUGAAUCCUGAUUUUCGUUGCGGGUAUUCACCAUCAGUAUACUAUCGAAUUUACAGUGCUUUAGGAAGCUUUUACCUUCCCUUAUUCGUGAUGCUUUUCGUGUAUUUCAAAAUUUUCCGAGUGGCUUCUGAACGCGAGGCAUUGAUGCGAAAAUCCGUGGGAACGUGUCGCCUUAGCAAUCGAUUGGCGAAAACCCAACAGAAAAAUCAUCGCAAUAAUUUGAGGACCGCCAGCGCACCUCACUCGCGGACCAGGGUCCAAGUCAAUCACAAUUGUGGUCGAGUCAAUUAUUCAGUGAGACCGAUGGAAUACACAAACCGAUCCGAGAACUCACUGCGGCCCGGCCAAGAGCGGUUCGAUUCAACUGAUUGCGAGGAUUCGCCGCCGAACGGCGAUAGUUUGGAAGCAAAUACCACUUGUAACAUUUCCGCAUCUCUUGUGAACGAGACAAACACGCCGAAUGGCUCACAGCGGCGAAGCAAAAACUCAAUGGAGCGCGAAUGUCAUUCAUUGGCCGAUAUUGUCAACAGCGUGGAGACGCCUAUACGCAAAAACACCGAAGUCGGCGUUGCGCCGUCAUUGAGCAAACGUGCGCGACAACAGAAUUCGCGUCUGCAACCAAGCAAUCUUCUGAUGAAGGCUCACGAGCACUAUCAAACAAAUGGACCUGGCAAAGCCGUGCGUGGAUCAAAAGAGAAAAUGGUGUACUUGAGAGAACGAAAAGCUCUCAAAACUAUUGGAAUUGUUGUACUUGGAUUCAUCAUUUGCUGGAUGCCAUUCUUCAUUAUGUACCUUGUCGAAGUGUUCAUAACCGUUGAAGUGGUUGAAUCAAAAGUGUACCAAGUUAUUUCCGAGUUUUUCCUUUGGCUGGGAUACUCAAAUUCGGUUUUGAACCCGAUUAUUUAUACAAUGUAUAAUGGCGAUUUUCGUCGCUGCUUCCGCGAUCUCCUUUCGUUUGGAUGCGUUCAACAUCAUCGUCGAACGAUGAGCGUUAAAAAGCUCCAUCAACAGUCAACGAUAUUCUGA
This is a messenger RNA of Caenorhabditis bovis, 1734 nucleotides long. The record is from the annotation of a GenBank genome assembly. NCBI's taxonomy places the organism in Eukaryota, Metazoa, Nematoda, Chromadorea, Rhabditida, Rhabditidae.